Molecule: messenger RNA, 1320 nt
Organism: Colletotrichum destructivum
Lineage: Eukaryota; Fungi; Ascomycota; Sordariomycetes; Glomerellales; Glomerellaceae
Product: Putative pyridoxal phosphate-dependent transferase, major domain-containing protein
Exons: 4
Coding region: 1-1320 (439 amino acids)
Source: RefSeq, a predicted model, not a curated record
AUGUCAGGAGGACCAGGCCACGACAUGAUAGUCCCGGCGGGCCUGCCGCUCCGAAAACUGGAUCAUAACUUCAACAACGCCGAGGGCAGUAUUCUGACAUUUGACCAAAUUCAGUCUCUGUCCAUGUCGAAUCCUCUUUGGCAGGAGUUCAUCGGAAACCGCUUGGGCCUCGAGAAGCGUUACGGACAACUGCUGCACUCCUAUGAAGAGUCUUUUGCGAAGUACUUUGGCGGAUAUAUCCCCAUCGACUAUGCAUCUUCGGGUAGCAAAACCACGAGCCCCGAAGUUGUGGUUAAGAUGAUCCUCACUCUUGCAGAGCUUUCCAUGUCAGAAUCGUCAGAAUCGUCCGAGAGCCCCUUUACCGACGAAGACAGCACAUUGAAAAGAAUGGGUUGGGAAGACGUCCAAGUGACGAAACCUCGUUGGGCGCUUUUAUCUGACACGUUCGCCGCGGCAACUGCUUCUUCAAAGACUACUUCGGAGAAGUCGUCGCCCACAUUCUUCACCUCCCAGAAGCCGUAUGGCGACAACCCCGUUCUCUUACACAUUGAAGGGGUCUCCGAUGACGAACUGAGAGAUCAAAUUUACGAAGCCAAAGCGAAGGGGUGCAUCGGUAUCAUUGUAGAGAUCGUCGAGAAUCAGUACAACGGAAGGGUCAUGGACCCCAUCACGCUUAAGAGACUGGAUUCCAUGUGUACGCAAGAGCAAUUACUCCUUGCUGUGGACGAAACCCUCACUGCCAUUCGUUGUGGGGCACCCUUCUCUUUCCAGCGAGAAGAAUACUUCGACAAGGCGUCUCCCGAUCUUGUCUUCUUCGGAAAGGCCGUCGGCACUCGUGGCACAGCCAUAGGGUUCAAGGGACAGUUUGUACAGAAACUUGGGCUGUUCGGAAGCUCACGCGGGCGAGCUAUUGGCAAGUGGCAGAGUCAGUUCCUAAAGCCUAUCGCCCUCGUCGACCUGAUCCAGUCACUGUCUGCGAUCGACAUGGCUGUUCGAGGUAACCUUGCCAUGCUGAGUAGAGUAAUCGGACACACCGUCCGAAGCUUUGUCCUGGAAAAGGCCGAAGAGCGCGGUCAUGAAGUCGAGGCUCGAGACGUGCUUGGAGGGCUGGAGAGCCUUAUUUUCGUCCGCAAAGAUAUCGCAGGGACUAUGCUCGUCAUGGGCGCCAACACGGCGGGAGCAUGGAUCCCCUGGGUCAAGUGGCUGCCGAGGCUCGAGAGGGACAUGUCGAGAAGCGAGAUACUGGAGGAAAUCAUUGGAAGCGGUAGCCGCUCGGCCCGGGAAGAGCUCUCGAAGAUGCUUUUGAAGCAAGACCUGUGA